This is a messenger RNA of Diaporthe amygdali, 873 nucleotides long. RefSeq lists its product as uncharacterized. Lineage: Eukaryota; Fungi; Ascomycota; Sordariomycetes; Diaporthales; Diaporthaceae. The transcript is spliced from 2 exons. The coding region runs from base 1 to 873 and encodes 290 amino acids. The record is from RefSeq and is a predicted model, not a curated record.
AUGGACAACUCAACAAGCACGCAGCCCAGCGGCCCCGAGAAGCCUGCUGCCGCACGCUUCAGCACGCCUCACGAAGCCGUCAACAACCAGCCCGCUCCGCAACAGUUCCAGCCCAUGGAGCUGCCAAAACCCGAGCCAUUCAAGACCAGCAAGCCGUUCGCCGUCGCCAAGCUGGUGCUGGGUUCCUUCAACCUUGUAUUCGCCAUCGUAGCCCUCGGCCUGACGCUCGGCCUCGUCACGACAUCUUAUUCUCUCGACUCUUUCAUCGGCGUGAUCAUUUGCUUAUCCCUUGCCGUCGCAUCCAUCAUCUGGCAGCUGGCUGAGCACAUCACCCUCGCCGUGCGCCGCAGCUGGCGCUCGAUCCACCCGGGCGCACACGUGGGCGUGCACCUCGUGCUGUGGGUCCUGGCCAUCCUCAUCGUGCCCUCGCUGUGCCUGAGCCUCGUCUACGAGCUGAGGGACUACACCAUCGACAGCGAGUGCGAGGAAAACAACACGGGCUACUACAGCUCCUCGAACUUCUACUGCGACUACUACAGCUUCCCCUCGCAGGCCGCCGCCAACAAGUACUUCCAGAUGAUGGAGGCCCUGACGGCCUUCAGCGUGUUCCUGCUCAUCUCGCACUUCACCCUCUUCGUCAUGGCCUGCGUCGAGACGGACCGCAGGAGGAAGUACGGCAAGAAGACAAAGGUCGUGUACCUCGUCGCCGCGCCGGGGCCGACUGACGGGCGCAUGUACUACACGCCCCUCUCCCAGGGGAACAGGACGUCGGUCCUCGCGCCCCAGCCUGCCCACCACCAGGGUAAUGCCGAUCCUGGAGCUCACGGCUAUUACGCCCCGCCCUCUGGAGUGGCUCCGGGGACGGCGGCAUAG